Solanum stenotomum is the source of this 597-nucleotide messenger RNA. RefSeq lists its product as uncharacterized. The transcript is spliced from 3 exons. Bases 1 to 597 code for a protein of 198 amino acids. The record is from RefSeq and is a predicted model, not a curated record. NCBI's taxonomy places the organism in Eukaryota, Viridiplantae, Streptophyta, Magnoliopsida, Solanales, Solanaceae.
AUGGGUGAACUAAAAACGGGUAGAGGGUUGAACCAAGAACUUGGUCUUGUUAAAAUCGGUGAUACUCGUUGGGGAUAUCACUACAAGUCAUUUGUAAAUUUUAUUAGUAGCUUUGACUCUAUUGUUGAUGUACUUGAUACUCUUGUUGAAUCACAAGAUAUUGCAAAAUGCCAUGAUUCAUGUAAAGGUAGCAAAGAGAAGCUACAACAACUUAAUGACCGUUUCAAUGAGGUGACAAGUGAUUUUCUUAAUGGAGUAUCUUGCUUGAAUCCACUUGAUUCAUUUUCUAGUUUUGACAUAAAGAAAAUAAUGAGAAUGGCUGAAUUAUAUCCUGAUGACUUUGAUGAGUCCAACAUGAGGGCUCUUGAGAAUCAACUUGUUAAUUACAUUAUUGAUGUUCAUGAUAUUGAUGAAAUGUUCUCCAAUUUGGGUGGACUUUGGGAACUUUCAAUAAAGUUGGUUUGGACAAAGAAGCAUUUAAAUUAUUCUCUCGUAUUUCUUUUAGUGAAGUUUGAUUUGCUUCUACCUAUUGUCACUGCUACCGUUGAAAGAGCUUUUUCGGCAAUGAAGAUUAUCAAGAAUGACUUGCAAAGUUGA